This is a messenger RNA of Marchantia polymorpha subsp. ruderalis, 2131 nucleotides long. Lineage: Eukaryota; Viridiplantae; Streptophyta; Marchantiopsida; Marchantiales; Marchantiaceae. The record is from the annotation of a GenBank genome assembly.
AGCCGUCCCGUGCUUGGAAUGACGAAAGGCGGGGAACUUUGCGGCAUCGACCGGAUCCGCUGCUGUCAGGCAAGCCGCGCGGUUAAUUUGGGAGUUUCUGGGACGCGUGAAACGGGGCCUGGAGGUGAAAAAGUGAAAGAGGAAGAUCCAAAGUCUCGCCUGCCUUGCACUGCCAGCCUCUCUUUCGCGAUUUUUUCUCGACCAUCUGUGAUCGUCGCUGUUACUGAUCUGCAACCGAAUCUUCACAUCUUCUGUCGAGCCGGUUUGGUCUUGCUUCCAGCCUGCCAUUCCGUAUCUCAGCCUCUGAUUUACUUGCAGCGCGAUUCUCGACCGAGCGAGAGGGCGAGAGAUAUUUUGAUACUUUGCAUUUUCUAAUUGCGGCCUGAGUGUUGUCUCGGCUGCUCCUCACUCUUCAGGUCCUCCUACUCUGGUAAGUGUGCGGAUCCGUUCAGCUCACCAUGAGCUUCUGCGAUAAUCAUCACUGAUAGUUGAGCUGCGUUUCGUAGGAAAUCCUCCCGAGUGCUCGACAGUAGUAAACUAGUAGCUGUGCCGUGGUGCGAGCAAUGAUGCAACCCCUGGUUGGUCUAGCUGGUGCUGCAUGUCCUCCUGCGGUGCGUUGGGCUGCUGGAACCUGCACUGGUGAACCGACGGGGAAAUUGGGCGUGACAAGUGCUGCACCUAGAAUUUCUGCGUCGUCGCGAAAUGUCUUUGCAAAGUGGAAUUCGCGGGGAACCACCGAGAGAGGGGCUAUUGGAGGAUCGCACACACUGUUCGCUAGCAUUUCUGGAAGGCACUCACUCAAGGUCAAGGCUUCCGCAGCAACUGAGGACGAGGUGACCGUGGAUCUUCUGACUUUCGAGGUCGAAGCUGAAUCUUCAGACACUUCACCAGCGCCCGAGGCUCAGCUGGAGUCUGUUGCGGACGAAGAAAGUGUUGCACCAAUCGAAGACACGCGUCCUAAGGCCAACGUCAAGUUUGUUCUGCAGAAAGAGUGCCACUUCGGCCAGCAAUUUAACGUGGUGGGUGACAUAGCGGAAUUGGGAGAAUGGGAUCCUGCCCAUGCCGUUGCCAUGGAGUGGUCUGAAGGGCAUGUGUGGACCGCAGAAGUGGGCAUUCCAGUAGGCCUGACUGUGAAGUGGAAGUUCGUAAUGACGGGUAAGAGACUGGAACUGGAGUGGCAGCCAGGUGAGGACAAGGAAUUUGAGAUAAAGGACGAGACCGAUAUAACAGUGACAGAGGUGUGGGCCGAUUCAGAGCCCGUAGAGGCUGGUGUGGUUGGAGAUACUGAGAUCGUCGAAGAAUAUACUGAGCCAACAUCAUCUGCAAAUGGUGUGGCUACGGCAUCUGUAGACUCCGAUCUGCAGGAAGCAGUGGCGGCCAUUGUCGCUGACGCAGAAGCAUCAACAGAUGAAGAGAACGCAAACGAGGAAACAGUCGAAGAGAAAGGGAUUGAAAUUUUGAGUGGUAAUGAAGCGGAACAAGUUGACGCUGCCGAAGUUCCUGAAGUUCCCGUCCUAGACGCAGCUGUGGCCACUGCCGUCGCGGAGGUGAGCGGAGAAGUUGAAGAUACGGCUGCCGCAGAAAUAUAGAGGUGGGUGCUAGCAAUGGCGCACUUAAAACUGAACCAGAUUAUACACAAAGGCCGACAUCUCCUGUCUCUGUGAUUCAGAAAGACUUACAAUGGACCGUCAGGGCUAUAUCCACUCUUCUUGGUGCACCGAAGAAAGAAGAUAACUAGCAAGAAUAUCGAACCUCGGUAGUAUGUUCUACCUUACGUUAGUGUGCAGUCUACCGGUCCUCAAAAUAUAUAACGGCGAGGUGUUCAACCGCAACAUAAUCCUUUGCCUACCGUACAGUACGCUACACUGUGAGAUGAAGUUGGAUUAGCCGCCAUGGCCCAUUUAACGAUCUGUGUAUAGAUGGAGGAUAGCGAGCGUGCUCCACGAACCUUCUCCAAAGCAACAAGUGGUAGGCAGGUUGUUGCUACCUGUGUACAGGCCCCCUAUAUGUAUAUGUUCGCAACAUUCGGCUACUGUCAGAUUUUGUUGGAGAAGUGGCGUUGAUCACCGCUGCCUCCUCCCGUUCAGUUCAUGUACACACUUCGAAAUAAAGUGAACUGAAUUCAGUGUGU